AUGGCCCUGAGGAAUUAUACCAGGGUGCCUGAAUUUAUUUUCUGUGGACUAACCCAGUCUCAAGAGCUGAGCUUGCUCUUAUUUUUCUUUUUAUCUAUGGUCUAUGUGACAACUGUGUUAGCCAAUGUUGCCAUCAUGGUCACUGUCACCUAUGAGUCUUGCCUUCACACUCCCAUGUACUUUCUACUACGCAAUCUCUCUGUCUUGGACAUCUGCUUCUCCUCCAUCACUGCUCCCAAGGUCCUAGUAGACCUUCUCUCAAAGAGAAAGACCAUCUCUUUUGAUGGUUGUAUCACACAGAUGUUUUUCUUUCACCUCCUCGGUGGGGCAGACAUUUUUUCUCUCUCUGUGAUGGCAUUUGAUCGUUACAUGGCCAUCUCCAAGCCCCUGCACUAUGUGACCAUCAUGAGUAGGGGGCGGUGCACUGCACUCAUUGUGGCCUCCUGGGUGGGGGGCUUUGUCCACUCCAUUGUACAGAUUUCCUUGUUGCUCCCACUCCCCUUUUGUGGACCCAAUGUUGUUGAUGGCUUCUACUGUGAUGUCCCUCAGGUCCUCAAACUUGCCUGCACUGACACCUUUGCUAUUGAGCUCCUGAUGAUUUCCAACAAUGGUCUGGUCACUACCCUGUGGUUUGUGCUUCUCCUGGUGUCCUACACUGUCAUCUUGUUGAUGCUGAGGUCUCACACUGGCGAUGGCAGGAGGAAAGCCAUCUCCACCUGCACAGCCCACAUCACUGUGGUGACCCUGCACUUUGUGCCCUGCAUCUAUGUCUAUGCCAGGCCCUUCACUGCCCUCCCCAUCGACAGAGCCGUCUCCAUCACCUUCACCGUCAUCUCCCCUGUUCUGAACCCCUUGAUCUACACCCUGAGGAACCAGGAGAUGAAGUCAGCCAUGAAGAGACUAAAGAGAAGACUUGGAGCUUCCAAAAGAGGAAUCGAUGCCAUGAAGUGCAGAUGGGGAAGUCAGAACUGA
Messenger RNA from Orycteropus afer afer, 972 nucleotides. RefSeq names its product olfactory receptor 4D11-like. Gene Ontology annotation, molecular function: G protein-coupled receptor activity; olfactory receptor activity. Gene Ontology annotation, cellular component: membrane. Bases 1 to 972 code for a protein of 323 amino acids. NCBI's taxonomy places the organism in Eukaryota, Metazoa, Chordata, Mammalia, Tubulidentata, Orycteropodidae. The record is from RefSeq and is a predicted model, not a curated record. Gene Ontology annotation, biological process: G protein-coupled receptor signaling pathway. The transcript has a single exon.